Molecule: messenger RNA, 1210 nt
Organism: Abrus precatorius (Indian licorice)
Lineage: Eukaryota; Viridiplantae; Streptophyta; Magnoliopsida; Fabales; Fabaceae
Exons: 5
Coding region: 75-824 (249 amino acids)
Source: RefSeq, a predicted model, not a curated record
AGAGAGAUAUAUAAACCUUCCACUCCAUCAUUCUUUCCUAUUCGUUCCAUUCAUUUAUUCAACAUUCCAACGACAUGUGCCACGAUGACUGGGUCAAGGUCGCCAUGGCCGACGAUUCCCUCGUCGUCCACCUCCUCCUCCGCCUCCACCGCCCUCCGCCCCCACCCUCUCUCCACCUUCACUGGACCGUGCGUCAGCGCCGCUCCGCCCCUCGCAACAAACCCGACUCCACCAGGGCCAGCCCCACCACCCCCCUCUCCUGGAGCGGUGCCACGUCGGCAAGCGGCGGCGCCGUCGAUGGCUACGAGGAGUCCAGCCUCCCAACCAAACUCCCCCAAACCUCGAGAUCUAAGGUUGCUAAAUCAAGUGAAACAGCCACUACCAAAAAGUCAAGAAGAAAAAAGACUUUGGCUGAGCUAAGAGAAGAGGAGAAUUUGUUGUUGAAAGAAAGAAGAAGUUUGAAAAAUGAGCUGGCAUCUUUGCGCCUCACUGUUGAUAAACAUAGAGCCACAAAUGAAAGCUUAAAGAAAAUGAAGCUUGAUUUGGAGUCACGGCAGAACUCCAGUGCAGGUACGACCUCUGAGGUGUCUGGGAAAGCUGUCUAUGGCCAAUCUCAGUUUGUAAAGGCAGAGUGUCUACCAUCUGAUUCAGUUUGUCCUAAAACUGUUACACAUCAGGUUCUUGAUGACAAUUCACCUGUUAAUGCAGCAAAUGCUUCUCCCAAAGCACAAGAUAUUGGUAAUCAAGAAUCUACAUUCGAUCUUCCUGAUCUAAAUUUGCCUGUGGAGGAGGAUUUCAGCCCCAAUGCAUGGAACAUGCAUUGAAUUAGCCAAUAAAGGAUAAGAUCUCCAGUGAUAUUCUGCAUACUGAUUAGUUCCACAUCAUCUUGCAAGUAUGCGUAAUAGUAAUAGUAUAAGGUAUAGAACGUCAGUCCUAACAAACUAGGUUUUGCUAAUGUAAUUGUAGAUGUUAAACCCCAUUCACUUUUCCAACUCGGUCAAAACUGAUGAGGAAAUUGUUUUUUGAUUCACCAAGGUACUGAGGGUAGUGUAGAAAUCCUAACACACCAAGCUUAGUUCCAUUCUUUUUUUCUUCACAGGUUUCUACAUUGUCCAAAAUUAUUUGUGGCAACCCUCUAUCCUCCUUUAUCAUAGAAAUAUUUUCUGAUAAAUGUAAUUACGUGUUCUAUAGAUAAUUCAAGAAUUUUGGU